Catharus ustulatus (Swainson's thrush) is the source of this 1734-nucleotide messenger RNA. RefSeq names its product G protein subunit beta 1 like (gene GNB1L). NCBI's taxonomy places the organism in Eukaryota, Metazoa, Chordata, Aves, Passeriformes, Turdidae. The record is from RefSeq and is a predicted model, not a curated record. Gene Ontology annotation, molecular function: protein binding.
CGUGUCUGCCUGGUUCCCGCGGGGAUCGCCGAAUAAUCGCUAUCACGCACCCGCCCCGCCGGGCGGAAGGCUGCUCGGUCACUGCUCCGAUGGCUCUGCCACCUCCGGAUCCACAGUUUGUGCUCAGAGGUACCAGUGCUCCAGUCCACGCUCUGCAUUUUUCCUGUGGAGGCCCAGAACCUGAUAUCCCCCUUCUUUUCUCUGGGUCUGAGAAUGGGUUUAUCCAUGUCUGGAACCUGAAAACACACAGAGUGGACACAGCAUUGGAUGGCCAUGGAAGAAAAUCUGUCUACUGCGUGGAGACAAUGGGUGGUAAAGACAGACUUCUCAGUCAGGGGCGCGACCAGAGGAUCUGCUUGUGGGAUUUAGCAGAGGGACGGACUUCAGUGACGGAUUCUGUCUUCACGGAGCAUGUGGGAUUCUGCAGAUGCUCUCUGUUAAAGGUGGCACAGGGACGCUGGCUAAUGGCCAUGGCAGCCAGAAGUGUGGAGGAGGUUCAGAUUUUGGAGCUGCCAUCCAAGACGUCAGUCUGUACCUUGAAGCCAGAGGUGGGUGCCAAGCUGGGCAUGCCCAUGUGUCUGAAGUUAUGGCAGCUCAGCUGUGGUUCACAACCUGUGCUUCUGGCUGGCUAUGAAGAUGGAUCAGUUGUCCUCUGGAAUGUGUCAAUGGGAAAAGCCUUGAGCCAACUCACUUGCCACCAGGAGCCAGUGAUGAGCCUUGACUUUGACUCAGAGAAGGCCAAGGGGAUCUCGGGCUCAUCUGAAAAGGUGCUUAGCAUCUGGAGCCUCAAUGAGCAACAGAACCUCCAGGAAGAAAAGCACAUGCUGGGACAUCCAGUGGUGACUCCUCACCUGGGGAACACUGUAAAGGUGUGGAAUCUUAUUGUUUUUCACAAGAAUGUAGGAGGUAAACAGCGUGUGCAGGUGAAUAAACAAAGAAGAACUAAGAAAUCUGAUACCAGAAGCUUCUUUUUAUAUGACAAGAGAAAAAAUCACAUAAGCUGUAAUGUUUACAAAACACACGAACUUGUCAAUGCUGGCAUAUCUGAUAUCACCAUCCGUCCGGACAAGAAGAUUUUGGCAACAGCAGGGUGGGAUCAUCGCAUCAGGAUCUUUGGCUGGAAGAAGCUGAAGCCGUUAGCAGUGCUGGACUAUCACACUGCAACCGUCCACUGCGUGUCCUUCUCAGACCACAGCAGCCCCCAGCACAGACUGCUGGCAGCUGGCUCCAAAGAUCAGCGCAUCAGUGUCUGGUCCAUAUAUGCUCACACGUGACACAACCUGCACUGCCAUGGAGAGGAAAACAGGACUGGUGAAACAAUUCCUAGCACUGUAAUUCAAAUGUGUGUGGGAAAUGGUAGAAUCUGUCUCCAGGCUGAAGUGAGAGUCCUAGCUUAAUUCUUAUGCUGCUUGUUUAAGCUGUAAGUUUUGUCUUCCAUAAAGGAAAGUGGAUUUUUAAAAUUCAUAAGCAGAGCAAGGCCAGUAACAAACAAAGACCAAAGUUGCUUCAGGUUCUGCUACAGGUUUUGCAACACCUUUCCUUUGGCAGGUUGCUGACAUAACUUGUGCCAAUAUCUUUUGUAAAAAAGGACUGGAAUCCCUCAAACUGCAGUGGGGGCAGAAUAUGUCUGUUUGUAAGUCAUUUAUGUAUCCAAGAAUCUGAAUCAGUGUAAAACAUCACUCUUUCUUGAAAAUUUAUACCCAUUAAAGCACCUCCAGUGGUUUCUCAUUGUCA